This is a messenger RNA of Misgurnus anguillicaudatus (oriental weatherfish), 2087 nucleotides long. RefSeq names its product THAP domain containing 7 (gene thap7). Gene Ontology annotation, cellular component: nucleus. NCBI's taxonomy places the organism in Eukaryota, Metazoa, Chordata, Actinopteri, Cypriniformes, Cobitidae. The record is from RefSeq and is a predicted model, not a curated record. Gene Ontology annotation, biological process: regulation of DNA-templated transcription.
UUUGUUUACAUUUAUAUGGGCGAGUGAGCUACCGCCAGUAGUAAGAUCUGUUAAACCGCUUGCUGUCUAGUAUCAAACACCAAACAAACACGAGCGCUGACAUACAGUCAUAUCGAUACGGUCUAUUGCCGAUGAUUGACGUGGUGACUCAAAGUCAGAAUAUGAACUGCCAUGACAUGCAUUUUAAUAUCAGCAUAGGAAAGCAUGAUCAGAUAAAAUGCGAAAUAUCCCAUAUGCCUAGACACUGUUCUGCUGUUGGCUGUAAGUCACGGGACACAAAAGGACUUCGGAAAUCUGGAAUCACUUUUCACAGGUUGCCGAAGAAGGGAAACCCUCGCCGCACAACUUGGAUUAUCAACUCCUGUCGCAAAGGUCCUGAGGGUAAAGGACAGUGGGACCCCCAGAGUGGUUUUAUCUAUUUCUGCUCCAGACAUUUCACCCCUGACAGCUUUGAACUCUCUGGAGUCAGUGGCUAUCGCAGGCUUAAGGACGAUGCAAUUCCCACUGUAUUUGACAUUCAGCCUCAUGAAAGAUGCAAUGCUAAGAAAGGCACUACAAAGAGAAGGGGCAGACCACGAAAUGUGGACAAACAUAUCAGUGUUGAGGAUUCCAAUAAUGAGUGCUCAGAAAGCCAGGAGAUAUCCAACAGCGAGAGGAAGAUGCAAAAUGUAGCAGAAGAUGAAGGUGUAAAGAGUUUUGAACAAGAUAAAGGAGAUGAAAAUCAGGAGGAACCUUCAUCUAAAGCUGCUCCUGUAGAGGAUCAACCGCCUGAAGCCUCUUCUCCUCAACCGUCCCCUCGUCCCCCUUCUCCAUCCUGCUACAUGAGGCGUCUCCCUCCACCUCCUGGCUUCUACCUGGCGAAAGAGCACAACUAUGCUCAGCUUUGCCCUCUAGUGUGGCGUAAACGUUAUGACAAAGCCAUCGACAGCUUAGAAAAAACAAUGCUGCUUCUUAGUGCUACCCGACGUCGGGAGAACCGGUUACGCAGUGCGCUGAUGCGCCUCAGAGAGAACCGGCUCAGGAGUACCCUCAGUCGUGUCCGAGAUGGGAUGAAAGGAAAGGAGGUCAGGGGAGGUAGGUUUUCAAGCAGGGCUGUUAAAAAAGCACAAGCAACAAAAGGGGAACGUGCUGGCAGUCUAGAGGCAUUGGAGGAGAAUCUGAAUGAAGGUGCAGCUGAUGAUAUCAGUCUUCUGACCGAUGGUUGGAACAGCCAGGCACAGACAAGGUCAAAGGUUACGGUGGAAGAUGAGGAAGGAUGUUGUUUUUAUUGUGGAAGAGGCAGUGAAGGAAACAAAGUAUUUGGCUACAAAGAGGCGACCGUUGAACCUAAUGACGUUCAAGGGUUGCCAAUAAAGUGCAGGCCUAAAGAAGUCCCAAAUGUACUCAAAAAUCAAUGUUUGGAGAACACAAGGACUGAUGUGCCACCUGUUGAACAACAGAGCUACUACUUGUAUUACUGUGAGAGUGCCGAGAAUGAGGACACGAUGCAGGUGGUCACCAUGGAAUUGCAACCUCACCAGCUUAACGCAGAAGAUGAAACUUCUCUUGAUCUUCAGGAUGACGGGGAAACAAUCCAGCAACUUGCUGUAUUGCAUUCACAAACUGAAACGCACCCACAAAUGCAUACUGUACCUGUACAAUACUCAACAACACUACAUGAUACUUCUGCUCCAUUCCAGCUGCAGGUUCUGCAGCCACAUCAAGGACUGUUUCUUCCAGAAUUGGAAACGAAAGAUAAGAGCGAAUCAGAAAAUGAUCAGGGAGGAGGACAGCAGUUUUACUGGGUACAGGAAAGAACAAAUGAUCAUGAAAACGGUCAGGUCAUUCAUCAGUCCAACCUGAGGACCACAGUGGUGGCUGGAGAUGUCAGGGAGAGACUGAAGGAACACCUCGAAGUGUUUCAGUUACAGCUUAGCAAUGAGUUUAUUGACUAAACUGCUCUGCAUAAAGUGGUUAUAACGCUGUUUUGUCUGUUGUUAUGUUUCAUUACAGCUGUUUUCAUUUACACUUUUAAAGCAUGUACAUACCGAGAACUCUGUAAAUGUUUUUUAUGUUGAUUGUGAGUAAAAAAUACUAUUCAAGUGUUA